Messenger RNA from Cylindrotheca closterium, 1206 nucleotides. Lineage: Eukaryota; Bacillariophyta; Bacillariophyceae; Bacillariales; Bacillariaceae. The record is from the annotation of a GenBank genome assembly.
AUGGCAUUGAUUUGCGGCUUUUUUUGCAGUGAGACCUUUCUCUUCCAAGUUCCAGCCGCUGCAGUUACGCUAGUCGUACUUCAGAACUACGCUAGAAGGAAAACUGCAGCACCACAAUCAGGAGAGGAAACACUGUCUUUUGUCAUUCUAGAGCAUCUCCGAAGUGCCCUUUCUGUUGCCCCGCGACUCAUUUUGAUGGCCCUUUCUAUGCUUCUUUAUUUGGGCGGACGAUACUACUUCGACACCCUAGAUAUACCUGAGGGCCUCAUCCGCCCAGCAGAGAAUCCGUUUUAUCAUUUCCGUGGCGAGCAUCGGGCGCGCAACUAUCUAUACGUCUUGGCUGUGCAUAUUGGAAAGUCAUGGGGCUUGGAUCCGAUUGGAUUUAGCCACGAGUAUGGUUUCGAGUGUAUCCCGGCGCUAGAGAGCUGGGCUGACCCUAGACUGGCUUUGCCUCUUUUGAUCGCAGCAUUACUCUUUUUAAGCGUGUUGUUGGCAUUGAGAUAUCCACGGCAACUUCUUGGGCCCUUGUCCAUACACUUUGCGUGGCUCAUGACGUUAUUUCCAAUUAGUGGUCUAGUCAAGGUAGGCACCUUUAUCAGUGAUCGUAUCGUUGUGGCUUCUAGUGUGAGCGUUUCCUUGUGGAUUGGGCUCGCGCUGCACUAUUGGGCGACUCGAGGGGUUCAUAUGCUACCAGCCAAGCCACUGCAGUGCUUACUCGCUGCUUGGACAUUUGCUGUGUGCUACUCACGGGUUCAUACACGCACAUUACAAUGGAUGGAUUCGAUUUCUUUGCUCGAAUCUUCGCUUGAGACAUGUCCAAGGUUUGCCAAGGCUCACAUGGAAAUGAGCAAGGUAUAUUCCGGCCUAUUUCCAAACCUGCACGACCUUCACAAGUCUCGACAUCAUUUGGAUAUCGCGUUAUCAAUCGAUCCAAACUUGUGUGACAUUCACCAGCAAUAUGCUCAUGUAGCGAUUCAGGAAGGAAAAUAUUUGGAAUAUGAAAGUGAACUUGUAGAGGCAAUUCUUUGUCCAUUUACGAUGGGCGGAGCGAUCGAAAUGUGGCAGCGGUACUGGCCUGCUGCGCUAAGCAGCGCAUCGUCAGAGAACGAACGUUCGCUUAUUCAAAGUCGGCAAGACGAAUACUCUAGAACAAUCCAGGAACGGGCCCAGCUGAAACAGGAGGAAGACGAAAGAACAGCUGCCUAG